Closterium sp. Naga37s-1 is the source of this 1830-nucleotide messenger RNA. The record is from the annotation of a GenBank genome assembly. Lineage: Eukaryota; Viridiplantae; Streptophyta; Zygnematophyceae; Desmidiales; Closteriaceae.
AUGGUCUUGGUAAUAGUGUUGGUAAUGGUGUUGGUAAUGGUGUUGGUCAUGGUGUUGGUAAUGGUGUUGGUAAUGGUGUUGGUAAUGGUGUUGGUAAUGGUGUUGGUAAUGGUGUUGGUAAUGGUGUUGGUAAUUGUGUUGGUCAUGGUGUUGGUCAUGGUGCUGGUCAUGGUGUUGGUAAUGGUGUUGGUAAUGGUGUUGGUCAUGGUGUUGGUCAUGGUGUUGGUAAUGGUGUUGGUCAUGGUGUUGGUCAUGGUGUUGGUAAUGGUGUUGGUAAUGGUGUUGGUAAUGGUGUUGGUCAUGGUGUUGGUAAUGGUGUUGGUAAUGGUGUUGGUCAUGGUGUUGGUCAUGGUGUUGGUAAUGGUGUUGGUCAUGGUGUUGGUAAUGGUGUUGGUCAUGGUGUUGGUAAUGGUGUUGGUCAUGGUGUUGGUAAUGGUGUUGGUAAUGGUGUUGGUCAUGGUGUUGGUAAUGGUGUUGGUAAUGGUGUUGGUCAUGGUGUUGGUCAUGGUGUUGGUAAUGGUGUUGGUCAUAGUGUUGGUAAUGGUGUUGGUAAUGGUGUUGGUAAUGGUGUUGGUAAUGGUGUUGGUAAUGGUGUUGGUCAUGGUGUUGGUAAUGGUGUUGGUAAUGGUGUUGGUCAUGGUGUUGGUAAUGGUGUUGGUAAUGGUGUUGGUCAUGGUGUUGGUCAUGGUGUUGGUAAUGGUGUUGGUCAUGGUGUUGGUAAUGGUGUUGGUAAUGGUGUUGGUAAUGGUGUUGGUAAUGGUGUUGGUAAUGGUGUUGGUCAUGGUGUUGGUCAUGGUGUUGGUAAUGGUGUUGGUAAUGGUGUUGGUCAUGGUGUUGGUCAUGGUGUUGGUAAUGGUGUUGGUCAUGGUGUUGGUCAUGGUGUUGGUAAUGGUGUUGGUAAUGGUGUUGGUAAUGGUGUUGGUCAUGGUGUUGGUAACGGUGUUGGUUAUGGUGUUGGUAAUGGUGUUGGUCAUGGUGUUGGUAAUGGUGUUGGUCAUGGUGUUGGUCAUGGUGUUGGUAAUGGUGUUGGUAAUGGUGUUGGUAAUGGUGUUGGUCAUGGUGUUGGUAAUGGUGUUGGUCAUGGUGUUGGUAAUGGUGUUGGUCAUGGUGUUGGUAAUGGUGUUGGUCAUGGUGUUGGUAAUGGUGUUGGUCAUGGUGUUGGUCAUGGUGUUGGUAAUGGUGUUGGUCAUGGUGUUGGUAAUGGUGUUGGUAAUGGUGUUGGUCAUGGUGUUGGUAAUGGUGUUGCACUUCCGCAGGCAAAUCCCCCUCGCGCUGCUUCCCUGCUUCCCCUCGCGCUGCAUUCCCGCUUCCCCUUGCGCUGCUUCCCCGCUUCUCCUCGCGUUACAUCCCCGCUUCCCCUCGCGCUGCAUCCCAGCUUCCCCUCGCGCUGCUUCCCUGCUUCCCCUCGCGCUGCUUCCCUGCUUCUCCUCGCGCUGCAUCCCCGCCGCGCUGCAUCCCCGCUUCCCGCCGCGCUGCAUUCUUGCUGCCCCUCGCGCUGCUUCCCCGCUUCCCUCCCUGACAUCUUCCCGCUUCCCUGCUCUCUUCUCCCUCCCUGCUCUCUCUUCCCUCCCUGCUCUCUUCUCCCUCCCUGCUCUCUCUUCCCUCCCUGCUCUCUCUUCCCUCCCUGCCCUCUCUUCCCUCCCUGCUCUCUCUUCCCUCCCUGCUCUCUCUUCCCUCCCUGCUCUCUCUUCCCUCUCUGCCCUCUCUUCCCUCCCUGCUCUCUCUUCCCUCCCUGCCCUCUCUUCCCUCCCUGCCCUCUCUUCCCUCCCUGCUCUCUCUUCCCUCCCUGCUCUCUCUUCCCUUCCUUCCCCUCUCCUCCCUCUCCGCUAA